GCGAGAUGGGAGACCCUGGAUAAUAUCUGAGUUUCUUUGAAGUGAAGGCUGCAUAGAUCAGGCAAAGUCUAAUUGAACUAAAGGCACUCUUUUUUGAAGUAGAUAUACUUUUCCCCUGGCUAAGCAAUUUCCUGGUUGAGGUUUUUAUCACUUUCCAGCACCUGCUUGCUUCAGAGGGCGACACUUCAGGGAUUACACUGAGGAAGUGCCAAGAGCCAGCAUUUCUCACUCCCCUCUUGCCCGCCUCCGCCCCCUGCACUGCUGCACACACACACCCCAAUAUAGAAUGACAGCACGCUGCCACAGUUUAAAUGACACUGCCUCUGCCUCUUCAGAAGGACGGGUCCUUCAGAGAGCACCAGCCACAACAGCUGCCUAAACUUGUGAAAAACAUCAUCAUGGCAUAUAAAGCAGCACAUCUGGCUUUUAAGUCGCGCUGGCACAAGACAGAUGAAGAACUCUGUCGCCACAGCAUGUCAUUUGACUUGCAUAAGGCAAUCCAGAAUGACUUCUUUCAGUGUUACCUUUAUCUGCUGGAAACUCUUCCCCUGGUGAAACUUUACGCUUUAACAAGUCAAGUUAUCAAUGGGGAGAUGCAGUUCUACGCCAGGGCCAAACACUUCUACCAGGAGGUACCAGCCACAGAAGAGGGCAUGAUGGGAGACUACAUUGAGCUCUCCAAUAUAGACAUUGAAUCCUCCAGGGAGUUUCUCAGGAAGUUUGUUGGGGGGGCGGGGAAAGCUGGCACCAACCGUGCCCUGGACUGUGGCUCUGGGAUAGGUCGGAUCAGCAAGCAUGUCCUGUUACCAAUUUUCAAGAGUGUGGAACUGGUGGAUAUGAUGGAAAAUUUCCUGGCUGAGGUCCCGAACUACCUGCAGGGCGAGGAGGACAGAGUAGAAAUGUAUUAUUGCAAAAGCCUCCAGGAAUUCACUCCAGCCCCACAAAGAUAUGAUGUCAUCUGGAUUCAGUGGGUUUCAGGAUGUCUGACAGAUAAAGAUCUCCUGAAGUUUCUCAUCCGGUGCCAGAAAGGCUUGAAGGAUAAUGGUGUUAUCAUUCUCAAGGACAAUGUAGCAAGGGAGGGCUGUAUCCUGGAUUGUCUGGACAGUAGUGUGAUCCGAGACCUGAACAUCCUCCGCAGCCUCAUUGAAAUGAGUGGACUCAUCAUCCUGCAAGAGGAGAGGCAGGAGGGAUUCCCUGAGCAAUGUGUCCCUGUCUGGAUGUUGGCCAUGCAGAAACGCCCUGCCCAUUCCUGAUUGCAUAAUGGCAGCAAAGACUGGACUGAUUGCAUAAUGGCAGCAAAGGCUGGACUACGGAUGAAUGACAGGGCUGGGGAGGACAAAGGGGAAGAAAAGCACCUGCUAGAAUACUACUACCUAUGUACUGCUACCACUGUAAUUCUAAGGCAGCAACUUCUGAAGGAUCCAGAGAGAAUUACAAUUGAGCCAGCUUCUCCAGGCAGUAGUCUGCUUCUAAAUCCUGCCUGCUUCACCAUUUUUAAAAGACUUUCCGACAACUCCUUGUCAGAUUUCUCUUUCAUUCAAGAGCCAAUACUACAACAAAACUCAAACUAAGUAGAAAAUAAUUAGGUCUGAAGUUUCUGUAGUGGCUUAUAUGUUUUAGAGUGCUUUGUAUGAGGGGUUAACAAAUAAGCCUGUUUUUCACUGGCAACUAUAUUUUCCUGGAAGUUAAAUGAAUCUGUCAGAUCACUGAAGCAAAAUAUUCAAAUAACUUCUGGAAGACCUAACCUACCUUGCUUAUGUUUCUGCUGUAUAACAAUAGUGGUGCAUAAGGAUAUUCACGCUCCAGGGAAAAGAUUAUAUGACAUAUAAGCAUGUUUGCUUUGAAAAUUUGUGCAAAGAUUGCCCCACAAUCCACUUUCUGGAAAAUGUUUAUUCAAAAUGUUCACAGUGGAAACCACUUGAAAGCAUCUCUUUAUUAUUCAUACCACUGUAAAUUUCUUUCUUUCCCACAUUCAGAACAAAUCUGGCACCAUAUGCAGAGCUAAUGGGAUUUCAUGGGGUGUUAAUAGUUAGUAUGCAAAAAAGAACUAAUACAGUAUUGUAUUAAUUAACAACUGUACUAAAUUGCAGAGGGUGUUAGUAACCCAAAAGCAUCUAUGAUUUAUAUCCAAACAACAGCUGUAUAAGCCUGGAUUUGACAAUGCUAACACACAUACCGUCGUCUUAGAGCUCACAGAAAUUACACAUUGAGCUUCUUGUCCCUUUCAUACAGGCACAGAAAGUACUGUGGGAGGACAGAGUUCCUUUUGCAAAGAUUUUCAGAAUUUGAUAUUCUGCUUCAUUCUGAAUGAGUGCAAGAAGAGACAAUUUUGGUUUUUGUUUGAAAAUAGUCAGAAAUAGUCCUAAUUAGAAAUAUGGACAAAAUUAAAUAUUCCCAUUGAGUUAAACUUCUAAAAUAAUUCAGAUUUUAAA
This is a messenger RNA of Phasianus colchicus (ring-necked pheasant), 2432 nucleotides long. RefSeq names its product N-terminal Xaa-Pro-Lys N-methyltransferase 2 (gene NTMT2). The record is from RefSeq and is a predicted model, not a curated record. Gene Ontology annotation, molecular function: N-terminal protein N-methyltransferase activity. Gene Ontology annotation, cellular component: cytoplasm. Gene Ontology annotation, biological process: N-terminal protein amino acid methylation. Lineage: Eukaryota; Metazoa; Chordata; Aves; Galliformes; Phasianidae.